This is a messenger RNA of Symbiodinium sp. CCMP2592, 204 nucleotides long. NCBI's taxonomy places the organism in Eukaryota, Dinophyceae, Suessiales, Symbiodiniaceae. The record is from the annotation of a GenBank genome assembly.
AUGACAGAGGAACCCACCGCCACAGGCUUCCUCACCCGGCUUUCGUGCCCCACGGAUGGUGGUGCAAGUGGCGCAGCUGGCAGCAUAUGCUACAUCGGAACCCUAAAUUCUUCGAUCUCUGCGGGUUUCAACGAGCAAGGCCGUUAUGUCGCCUGGCUGCGCAUUGUGGCGGAGGGGAGGGGCUUUGGGUUUUUGGAGCUCUAA